This is a messenger RNA of Wallemia ichthyophaga EXF-994, 1173 nucleotides long. Its product is annotated as putative D-xylulose reductase A. The transcript is spliced from 6 exons. NCBI's taxonomy places the organism in Eukaryota, Fungi, Basidiomycota, Wallemiomycetes, Wallemiales, Wallemiaceae. Gene Ontology annotation, biological process: D-sorbitol catabolic process. The record is from RefSeq and is a predicted model, not a curated record. Bases 1 to 1173 code for a protein of 390 amino acids. Gene Ontology annotation, molecular function: L-iditol 2-dehydrogenase (NAD+) activity.
AUGUCCAUAGUCGAGAAUUCGUCCAUUGCGAACAAAAUGCAAAAUCCAAGCUUCAUUCUCCGCAAGAAGAGUGAUGGGCUAUCCGUCACGUAUGAAGAAAGACCAAUUCCUGAGGUUGGUCCGCAAGAUGUGUUGGUGGAGGUUAAGAAAACGGGUGUGUGCGGCUCGGACGUUCACUACUGGCAACACGGCGCUAUAGGCUCAUUUGCAGUCAGUUUGUGUCCAAAUGGCAUGUGCUUGGGCCAUGAAUCAUCAGGGAUCGUCGUCAAGGUCGGCACAGAUGACAAAGUCAAGGUGAAGCCGGGUCAGCGCGUGGCUAUGGAGCCUGGCUUCGGCUGCGGUGUUUGUGUCGAUUGUAAGAGCGGUCGUUAUGAAUUAUGUGAAUUCAUGACAUUCGCCGCUACACCACCCUUCGAAGGAGGUACUCUCUGCCGCUACUUCAAGCUCCCAGCUGAUUUCGUCCACCCUAUUUCUGACACACUAUCUCUUGAAGAGGGUGCUAUGAUGGAGCCACUUAGCGUUGCAGUACACGCUGCUGCCAAAAUCGGUGAAAUUAAAGUAAAUGACAAUGUUAUCGUGUUUGGUUGCGGUCCUGUUGGAUUGCUGUUGAUUGCUACGGCCAAAGCCCUCGGCGCAAGACGUAUUAUUGCAGUAGAUAUCAACCAGGAGAGAUUAGCAUUCGCGAAGCAAUACGCGCAAACUGACUCUUUUCAGCCACCUGCAAAGAGUGAAACAGAGUCGCAGGACGAGUACAUGUCAAGGGUGGUUGCAAAUCUUCAUAAAUCGCUUGGUGUUGAAGCGAGGGGAGGCAAUGGAAUAGACUUGGUGUUGGAGGCUAGUGGAGCGCAACCAUGUAUUACAAUGGGACUGCAUUUCUUGAAACCUGCAGGCAAAUUCGUACAAGUGGGCAUGGGUAGACCAGAUAUUCAAAUACCAGUUGGAGCUAUGAUGUCCAAGGAAAUCCAGUACAGGACAUCGUUCAGAUAUGGACCAGGCGCUUAUGAUCUCGCCAUCGAUCUCGUCAGUCAAGGCAAGAUCAAUCUCAAGGAGCUGCACACGCACUCGUUCGCGUACAACGAUGCACUCAGCGCUUUCGACUCAACAAAGGCGGGUAAAGGCAAAGACGGGAAGAGUCUCAUCAAGGCUGUAAUUGACGGUCCUGAGCCUUUGUAA